Nymphaea colorata (pocket water lily) is the source of this 1182-nucleotide messenger RNA. RefSeq names its product NAD(P)H-quinone oxidoreductase subunit H, chloroplastic. The record is from RefSeq and is a predicted model, not a curated record. Bases 1 to 1182 code for a protein of 393 amino acids. Lineage: Eukaryota; Viridiplantae; Streptophyta; Magnoliopsida; Nymphaeales; Nymphaeaceae. The transcript has a single exon. Gene Ontology annotation, molecular function: NADH dehydrogenase (ubiquinone) activity; NAD binding; quinone binding.
AUGACUGUACCAGACGCAAGAAAAGACCUCCUCGUGGUCAAUAUGGGUCCUCACCACCCGUCAAUGCAUGGUGUUCUUCGACUCAUUGUUACUCUAGAUGGCGAAGAUGUUAUCGACUGUGAACCCAUAUUGGGUUAUUUACACAGAGGAAUGGAAAAAAUUGCGGAAAACCGAACAAUUAUACAAUAUCUACCUUAUGUAACACGUUGGGAUUAUUUAGCUACUAUGUUCACGGAGGCAAUAACCGUUAAUGCACCUGAGGAAUUGGGAAAUAUUCAAGUACCUAAAAGAGCCAGCUAUAUUAGGGUAAUUAUGCUGGAGUUGAGUCGUAUAGCUUCGCAUUUGUUAUGGCUUGGACCUUUUAUGGCCGAUAUCGGUGCGCAGACUCCUUUCUUCUAUAUUUUCAGAGAGAGGGAAUUGUUAUAUGAUCUAUUCGAAGCUGCCACAGGUAUGCGAAUGAUGCAUAAUUAUUUCCGUAUCGGGGGGGUAGCUGCUGAUUUACCUCAUGGCUGGAUAGAUAAAUGUUUAGAUUUCUGCGAUUAUUUUUUAACGGGAGUUGUUGAAUAUCAAAAGCUUAUUACGCGCAAUCCCAUCUUUUUGGAACGAGUUGAAGGGGUAGGUUUUAUUGGGGGAGAGGAAGCCAUAAAUUGGGGUUUAUCAGGACCAAUGCUACGAGCUUCCGGAAUCCAAUGGGACCUUCGUAAAGUCGAUCGGUAUGAGUGUUAUGAUGAAUUCGAUUGGGAAGUCCAAUGGCAAAAAGAAGGAGACUCAUUAGCUCGUUAUUUAGUAAGAAUUGGCGAAAUGACGGAAUCCAUCAAAAUUAUUCAACAGGCUCUGGAAGGAAUUCCGGGGGGACCUUAUGAAAAUUUAGAAUUCCGACGCUUUGCUGGAACAAAAGAUUCAGAAUUGAACGACUUUGAAUAUCGAUUCAUUAGUAAAAAGCCUUCUCCCAGUUUUGAAUUGUCAAAACAAGAACUUUAUGUGAGAGUAGAAGCCCCAAAGGGAGAAUUAGGUAUUUUUCUGAUAGGAGAUAAUAGUGUUUUUCCUUGGAGAUGGAAAAUACGUCCACCCGGUUUCAUCAAUUUGCAAAUUCUUCCUCAGCUAGUUAAAAGAAUGAAAUUGGCUGAUAUUAUGACAAUACUAGGUAGUAUAGAUAUCAUUAUGGGAGAAGUUGAUCGUUGA